Zonotrichia leucophrys gambelii is the source of this 1794-nucleotide messenger RNA. Its product is annotated as epoxide hydrolase 1-like. Gene Ontology annotation, molecular function: epoxide hydrolase activity. NCBI's taxonomy places the organism in Eukaryota, Metazoa, Chordata, Aves, Passeriformes, Passerellidae. The transcript is spliced from 10 exons. The coding region runs from base 133 to 1587 and encodes 484 amino acids. Gene Ontology annotation, biological process: epoxide metabolic process; arachidonate metabolic process. The record is from RefSeq and is a predicted model, not a curated record.
CUCGGGCCAUAGGUGGCACUGAGGGACGAUGUGGUUUGCGUUGUCCCCGAGAAAACGUCACUGCGGAAGAGAAAGCCGGAGAGGAGAAGCUGGGAGUGUGUCGGAGCAGCGGCCAGGCAGGGAGCAGCAGACAUGUGGCGGGAGAGCCUUUCAAACGCAUGGGAGAGCAUCGUGUCCCGGAUCAGGCCUUUCGACUAUUCUCAGAGGAAUGCAGUCCUGGUCCCUGUGGCCGCCCUGGGGGUUGGAGGGAUGCUGCUCUGCUGGCUCAGAUCUGGACGCAAGAUGAAGACCAUUGACAUGGGCGAUGGGUGGUGGGGCGCAGGAGAAAGGCCCCCCAAAGGGAAAGAAGACACAAGCAUCCGUCCCUUCAAGAUUGAAACAUCUGACCAAGAAAUCGAGGACCUGCACCAGCGCCUGGAUCGGUUCCGCUUCACACCGCACGUGGAAGGAGCCGCCUUCCACUACGGCUUCAACUCCAGCUACCUGCGGAAGGUGGUGGACUACUGGAGGAAUCAGUUUGACUGGCGCAAGCAAGUGGAAGUGCUGAACAAAUACCCCCACUUCCACACCACCAUUGAAGGGAUUGAUAUCCAUUUUAUCCAUGUGAAGCCAUCCUAUGUUCCUCAUGGUCAAGCUGUUCGACCUCUGCUGAUGGUCCAUGGCUGGCCUGGCUCCUUCUAUGAGUUCUACAAGAUCAUCCCUCUGCUCACGGAGCCAGCCAAGCACGGCCUGAAUGAGGGUGAUGUGGUGUUUGAGGUCAUCUGCCCCUCCAUCCCAGGAUAUGCUUUCUCAGAGGCCUCUCACCAGAAAGGGUUUGACUCCAUAGCAACUGCCCGGAUAUUCCAUAAGCUGAUGAACAGAUUGGGCUUCAAGGAAUACUACCUACAGGGAGGGGACUGGGGAUCUCGCAUUACCACUAACAUGGCCCAGAUGCUGCCACAAUCUGUGAAAGGGCUUCAUCUGAAUCUUGUUUUCAUCAUGACACAAGGCUUGGGAAAGAUGAUUAGUACAAUGCUUGGGGCUUAUGUACCAUGGCUUGUAGGCUUCAGCAGGGAAGAUGUUCGACGUUUCUAUCCUUUCAUGGAGAAAAACAUUUAUGAAGUCCUACGAGAGUCUGGAUACUUACACAUCCAAGCCACCAAACCAGACACUGCAGGUUGUGGACUGAAUGACUCCCCAGUGGGGCUUGCUGCAUAUAUUAUGGAGAAAUUCUCAACCUGGACAGACAAAUCUUUUCGGACUAAAGAUGAUGGAGGCUUGGAAAGCAAAUACUCUCUUGAUGAGCUUUUGACCAAUGUGAUGAUUUAUUGGGUGACAUCCUCCAUUGUGUCCUCAAUGCGAUACUACAAGGAAAACUUUUCCAAGGACCCAAGAAUUCAUGACAGGGUUAGUGUACACGUUCCCACAGGGAUUGCAGCCUUUCCUCAGGAGAUUGUACACGUACCACGUGUCUGGACAAAGAAGGUCUACAAGAACGUCGUCACUUACACUUACAUGCCACGUGGAGGGCAUUUCGCUGCCUUUGAGGAACCAAAGCUCCUGGCACAAGACAUCAUGCAGUUUGUCCGAAAAGUGGAACAGCUGUGAGCCUGCAGUUGAAAUAUGUGCACAGAAUGGAAACAAGGGGCUCUACCAGUGACAGAACCUUUAGACUGGGUUUGUUUAAUCUCUCAAAAUAAUCUCAUAUAGAAGCCAGCAUUUUAUUUUGAUAAUAAUUACAGUCUUGAUUUUUAAAAUUCAAUUAGUAAUGUUUUCAUAAGGAAAAAAAAAAACAAACAAAACAUCCAAAACGCA